AUGACAACCAGUGUGUACAUCCUGCGUGGCCAGCUGGUCAGCAGGGACAGAGUUAGCUGUGGCCAAGGCUACAUCUACGACACGAAGACAGACAAAUGCAGGGAAUGUCCUAAAGACACCUAUCAGGACCAGGACAUUGGGUUCACCUGCCAGCCGUGUCCUACAGGUACAACGACAGUCUACAUGGGGUCAAUCAGUCUCAAGCAAUGUCAAGGACACUGUCCUGCUGGCCACUACUCAGACACGGGGAUGACGCCAUGCCAGAAGUGUCCAGUUGGAACCCACCAAUCAGAGCGUGGCAUGCACGUGUGUGACCUUUGCCCUUUCGGAAUGUCCACACCUCAGACAGGAACGACCUCCGCAUACGAUUGUCGAUUCGCUGCCGUCAGACUAGACGAGAACAGCCCAGGUCCAGUUAUGCAGGUCAAGGACGAAUCACCAGUCACUUUCACCUUCAUGACCUGGCUAUCCACUGACGUCACAAACAACAGGUCAAGGCUGAGAUUUUCUCUGGAACAUUCCACGGUCAACAUGAGCUGUGCUGGUCUGGUGAUGGGUCAGGUGACCAUCUGUCUGUACACUGACGUCACCAAUCAAACAAGAGACUGGACGCAUGUUGGUUUAGUGUAUAACAAUGGGACGUUAAAAGUUUACGAAAACGGACACGUUCGCAGCUGGUUGCACCAGGAACUCGGAGAUUUGAGGAGAAAAACUAUCCGCUUCACCAGUUCAGGGGACAUUACUUAUCUGUUGGCCAGUGGUGUACAAAUGACGUUAACAGAGUACACAGAGCUGCAAAUGUUGGAGUUCGCAAGUUCGUGUCUGGCUGAGGUGGAUAACAACAUCCUAGCUGCCAACUCGACCACUGAGUUCCACGUCAGCACUUGUUACGCGGCUGUCAAUGGUGCAUGGUCCAAGUGGGGUCCGUGGUCGGCCUGUGACGUCACGUGUGGUCAAGGUUUAAGAAGAAGAACACGGUCAUGUGACAGUCCACCCCCAGACAAUGGCGGUGACUUCUGUCUUGGAGAGCAAGAUGAAACGAUAGAUUGCAGUUCCGUCAGCUGCGUUUCAGAUUUCAACUUACUGUCCGAAAAUGAGAGUAAAGGUAAGCUGUUCGCACAAGAGGAAAACAAAACAGCAGAAAUCAACAUGUUAAGCAAUACGAGCCAUGAAACUACGAAUAAUAAGGACAUGUAUGAUGAAAUUAAAGGAAAACCUGCACAUUUGCAGGAAAAUUUCAGUGACUUUGAUGAAUGGGUACAAACGAUGACCACAGCAAGUAAAAUGAGUGAAACUACUAGUAGCUUCAGUCAUGUGACUGUAACAACUGUUGAGGAGGAGAAAUUUGAUUUAGAUCACAUUCCUGCUCUUAUGGCCAAAGAAGAUUUUGAAAUGAUUACAACCAAGCGUUUGUAUGAAUCUGCUAUCGGAGAAGACAACAGCACUUUGUUUAUAGAUCAUAUUGUUGAUUCUAAACUCGGAUUGGAGAAUACCACUUUUUUGGGUGAAACGUAUGUCUCGACAGUCGGUUCAGAAAAUACCACUAUUUUGGGUGAAACGUAUGUCUCGACAGUCGGUUCAGAAAAUACCACUAUUUUGGGAGAAAUGUAUGUCUCAACAGCCGGUUUAGAAAAUACCACUAUUUUGGGUGAAAUGUAUGACUCCAAAGUCGAUUUAGAAAAUACCACUAUUUUCGGUGAAAUGUAUGACUCGACAGUCGGCUUAGAAAAUACCACUAUUUUGGGUGAAAUGUAUGUCUCAACAGACGGUUUAGAAAAUACCACUAUUUUGGGUAACAUGUAUGACUCGACAGUCGGUUUAGAAAAUACGGAUACAAGAAUGUUGAAUGACAAAAGCUAUACAGAUUCAACAACUGAAGGUUUACAAAAAAAUGAUUAAAACACUCAAGGUAACCUACUCUAAGUUAGCUCUAUAAAAGGAUUCGAUUCGUGAAAUUAAAGUCUUUGUUUUCCACGAAAUAAAAUGUUCUGAAAUCUUAACACGUUAAAACAAAAUGUUUGCCACUAGCGUAAUAACAAAUUGUGUUAUUGUAUUACCCUGCGUAGCUUUAGUUUAAAAAAAACAUAAUCUGCAACAAACCAUAUUGAAUUUAGACCAGCAAUCGUUACGAACUUUAAUGUAAGUAAUUUUAUGACAUGGGGCCUAAUUUUUUGUUUAAUUCUCAAUACUGCCUUAUAAUAUCAUUUUCAAUUAUUUAUUCUA
This is a messenger RNA of Physella acuta, 2223 nucleotides long. RefSeq lists its product as uncharacterized. Gene Ontology annotation, cellular component: cell periphery. The record is from RefSeq and is a predicted model, not a curated record. NCBI's taxonomy places the organism in Eukaryota, Metazoa, Mollusca, Gastropoda, Physidae.